AUGCAGUACUCAUCAGCUAUUCUCAUUGCUGCUUUCGCAGUUACUAGUGUCUUUACCCACGGAGUGGUUGAUUCAGUCGUUGGCGCUAACGACGUUACUAUGCCGGGUCUCUCAGUUGCCGACGGCACGCCGCGUGAUUGCGCCAGUCCUCGCUGCGGAUCUGAGGCUGAUACUUCUAUCAUCCGUAAACGUGAGAUGGGCACCAACAAGGCCACUGCACUUGGUCGCACUCAGGGCGGUGGUCCCGUCGACGCCAGCAAGAUGAUGGCCAUGUUCAUGGGAGGCGGCGGCAAUGCUACGGCGACAAAGGAAGCACGGGAAGUUCACGCAGCCAACGUGCUUCGUCGAAGUCUUGGAGAGCGUGCAGCCAACGGAGGAAUUAGAACCCCUAAGGGCACCAUGGAGACUGGCGUCAAAGCUGCAGCUGGAGUUGGAGCAUCCAGUGGGAUGCCAACUUGUUCAGACGACGGCAAGGUCAAGAUGACCUACCACCAAAUCAACCAAGACGGAGCCGGGCCAUUAACGGCCAUGGUGGACGCCACUUCGGGUGGAACUGACCCAGCGGCAUUCAAAUCGGCCGAAGUAACACAGAAUGUGCCGGGAAUCGGUAUUGGAGGACUGUCAGCCGCGGCCGUGAUGGACUUUCCGGUAGAAGUACAGAUGCCAGCGGGAAUGACAUGCUCUGGAACAGUAGGCGACGCUCAGAACGUAUGCAUUGUUCGCAUGCAAAAUGCAGCAGCAGCAGGCCCAUUUGGAGGAUCGGUAGCAGUGACACAAAGCCCGGCUGCCAAGAAGCGUGCUAUUGAGUACAACUUGUCCAAGCGUCACUUUGCCCGAGCUCUGGCCAAGAGAAACGCCGAAGAUGACGCAGCAGCAGCAGCAGCCAUCGCAGAGCUUGAGAAGAUCGGAUCUGCAACCAAGGAUGAACAAGCCGAAAAAGAAGAUGCCGUCGAAGCACCUUUGACCAAGAAGAGUGCCGAGGAUGACGCGGCAGCAGCCGCAGCGAUCGCAGAGCUCGAAAAAAUCGGAUCAGCGACAAAGGAUGAAGAAGCUUCCAAGAAGAUGGGAUCUGCGACCAAGGACGAAGAAGCAGAAAAAGAAGCUACCGCUGCGAAGUCAUCGUCGCCCGAGAAGAGUGCUAAAGAGAAUGCAGCAGCGGCGGCAAUAGCAGAGCUUGAGAAGAUGGGAUCCGCGACUAAGGACGAAGAAGCCGAAAAGGAAGCUGUCGAAGGUACCAAAUCACCAUUAACCAAGAAGAGUGUCGAAGAUGAUGCAGCAGCGGCUAUCGCAGAGCUGGAGAAGAUGGGAUCUGCGACCAAGGACGAAGAAGCAGAAAAAGAAGCUACCGCUGCGAAGUCAUCGUCGCCCGAGAAGAGUGCUAAAGAGAAUGCAGCAGCGGCGGCAAUAGCAGAACCCCUAGACGCAGAAAUCAAGGCUGAGGAUGAAGAAUAA
Blumeria graminis f. sp. triticale is the source of this 1452-nucleotide messenger RNA. Lineage: Eukaryota; Fungi; Ascomycota; Leotiomycetes; Helotiales; Erysiphaceae. The record is from the annotation of a GenBank genome assembly.